UCCCCUUCUCUCUUCGCCGUCCUCCUUCAUAGACAGCGAUGUCAAUGCUCGCUCGCGCUGCCUCCCGCCCAUCGCUGGUGCGCGUUGCUCCGGUUGUCGGUGCGGCGCCGGCUGCUGCCCGCAACAUGGCAACGCUCCGAGAAAUCGAGCUUCGGUUGAAGUCAGUCAGGAACAUCGAAAAGAUCACCAAGUCCAUGAAAAUGAUUGCCUCGACGAAGCUGGCUCGUGCGCAGCGCGCGAUGACAUUUGCCAAGUCGUACGGCAUUGCCAAUACUUCAAUCUAUGAGCACUCCGAGGCCGAGAAGACCGAGACCGAGGGAAAGAAGAAGAAGCUCUUUAUUGUGAUAUCAUCCGAUCGUGGCUUGUGCGGCGGUAUCCAUUCAUCCGUGUCCAAGGCCACCCGCAGGGAGAUCGAAAACGAUGAGGACAGCACAGUCGUCGUGCUCGGAGACAAGAGCAAGGCCCAGCUCUCGCGCCAGCUGCCCGGGAAAAUUGCUCUCACCUUCAACCAAAUCGGAAAGGAUAUCCCCACCUUUGCCGAUGCUGCGGUGAUCGCCGACCAGAUUGUGAAGAGUGGUAUUGAGUACGACUCUGUUUCCCUGGUCUAUAACAAAUUUGUCUCCGCAAUCUCAUAUGAGGCGGCUGUCAUCGAGGUGUUCUCUGAGGAGACACUCAAGAACUCCCCGAACUUCCGCGUUUAUGAGAUGGAAGACGACGUAACACGGGAUUUGUCCGAGUUCGCCCUCGCUAAUGCCAUCUACGCCACCCUUGUCGAAGGUCAUGCUUCUGAACAAUCUUCGCGCCGGAAUGCAAUGGACAACGCAUCUAAGAACGCCGGUGAGAUGAUCAACUCACUCACCAUGCAGUACAAUCGUGGUCGCCAGGCCGCUAUCACCAACGAGCUCGUCGACAUCAUCACCGGUGCAUCUGCCCUGUAAAAAUCGACAUGGGACUCCCUGGUAUGGUUACAGCGGUGUAGAUGGAUCCCAAAAACACUGUCUAAAUAUUCCAAAUAAUAUCCAAUUUCUGGAUCUCGGAAUCUGCCUAGCUCAGAACAACAUGAAGUCC
Molecule: messenger RNA, 1068 nt
Organism: Dacryopinax primogenitus
Lineage: Eukaryota; Fungi; Basidiomycota; Dacrymycetes; Dacrymycetales; Dacrymycetaceae
Product: ATP synthase gamma chain
Exons: 4
Coding region: 39-938 (299 amino acids)
Biological process (GO): proton motive force-driven ATP synthesis
Molecular function (GO): proton-transporting ATP synthase activity, rotational mechanism
Source: RefSeq, a predicted model, not a curated record